This is a messenger RNA of Nasonia vitripennis (jewel wasp), 9417 nucleotides long. RefSeq names its product integral membrane protein GPR155 (gene anchor). NCBI's taxonomy places the organism in Eukaryota, Metazoa, Arthropoda, Insecta, Hymenoptera, Pteromalidae. Bases 6122 to 8524 code for a protein of 800 amino acids. Gene Ontology annotation, cellular component: membrane. The transcript is spliced from 9 exons. Gene Ontology annotation, biological process: transmembrane transport; intracellular signal transduction. The record is from RefSeq and is a predicted model, not a curated record.
UCCCUCCUCUUCGCGCUCGCCCCUGAAUUGUUCACGUCACGCCAGUGUUUACUUGUGCGCGUGUAUGCUUACAUCGCACACACACACACACACACACCGAUACGUGCGAAAGAGAGUUUACGACUAUCUGGAUAGACUGUUAUAACGCAGGGAUUUUCAAAGGCCGCUGCAUCAGCUGGCAUGUGCGUGUGUAUGUAUAUACGUAUAGGUGCAAGGUCGAGGAGAGUUCGCCGAGCUGACUCUUCGCCUCUCUCCAUAUAGACGACUAGCAGAGGAUGAUAGUACGGAUGAUUUUGUCAACAACAGCUGUUCUCGCUCGCUCGAGAUCUCUACGUUUUCUCGGAGAUCGGAAACACCGACACGUUGCCGACACACCCACACACGCGCGCGCACCUGCGGGAGGUCAAGCCCCUCUCUUAUUUCUUUCUUUAUCUCGCUCCUUUGGCACAUAUAUACAGAUAUAUGCGAGUGUGCGCACGCGGCUAUCUAUAUUCACUUAUCUCUCUCUCUCUCUCUCUCUCUCUGAGCGUUUUCUUUGUAUGUUAUUAUUGCGCCGCGUUGUUUUCACACGACGCUGCGGUAUAAAACGUGAGCAAAUUUAAAGCAAAAAAAAUGUUAUGUUUGCAUUGUAUUGAAGAGAGUGACCAUUGCUAUGGACAGAUUAUAAUAUGGACAAGGUGCGCGGAUUAUUGUCCAACACACACGAACAAAGCUCCGCGGCGAAAGAUAAAACCCGCGGGCUUCCAAGAACGCGAACAGGCUCGUGUUCCGCACACACACACACGCGCAGGAGCUUAUCGUCGUGUUGAUUCGUCUUCUGUAAAGUACAAACACUCGCGCGCGCGCGCACACUAGUAUAGGAGAAACUGCGUAGUUAGAUCUUCGGGGUGAAAAAUCCGAAGCGAAGUGCUCAUCAGCUUCUCUCUGUCUCACGUGUUUGGAUUCUGGAUUUCAGCACGUGUCUCUCUCUCUCUCUCUCUCUCUCUCUGUGCGCACAUAAUAAUACUCUGUAAUUUUCGAGCUGUAUUUUAGGGGGACGAGGAUCAGCGUUACGCAACGGCGGCUAAUUAAAUUUAUACGACGAUAAGUCAGUUGGAACGUUCGUAGCGGCUGAUGCGUAUAUAUCGCGUUUGCGAAAAAGCACUCGACUUCUUUUUCCCCAUCAGACUUUGCCCGCGCCUUCACCUUCGUGGAAAUAACAGAGACUGUUUACACGGGCAUACGUUCCUGCAGAGUAUAAUAAAGUGCGAUGACGUCGUGGGAGGAUCGAGUAGUCAAUUCAAGUGCUCACCGGACUUUAUUUUACAAAAUAUAUUUACACCAGCUACUAUGUCGCUUAUAUAACGGAUCUUGGAAGGCGUAUCGGCGUUAAUGCGAGCAUCGCUACGUAGCUUCUACGGUAUAGAUUUUAACUCGAACAAACGCGUCCCUGAUGAAUAGAGCGAGUAUAAUAGCGGAACAAGAUGCGCAAUUCCCCGAAGCUUCUUAUUCGGUUCGUUAUAAACAAUAAAUCUUUCCCGCGAAAUUUCGAAACCGUGCGUGCUUUCUCAAUCUCUCUCCUAAAAUUACCUCUCGCGGGUAAGUGCGACAUUAACUAUCCCAGCGCAUUUAUCUACAUUGCCUGUUUGAUCACAAAAUAAUACGGAAAGUACCCUCUCUCUCUCUCUCUCUCUCUGUCUGCCAGGCAUAAUUUCGAAAGUGCAACACGCAGUCGCGAGAGAGCUAUAAUUGUGCAAUACAAACGUACACAGGCGCACUAGCGUCACACGUGACGCUCGCCGAACCGGUUUACGCUCGCGCGCGUGUAUCAAGUGUCAGUCAACGGGCGCGUGUGAUGAAAAAAAAAUUUACCCGAGAGAGCGAGUUAUGCACUGCUCUUUUCUCUCUUUCUCUCUCAAUUAUAAGCUCUCACAAUGUGCAGAACGUGUACAGGCAUGGAAUAGCUUACUCAAAGCGUCACCGAAGUUGCGUCAUGAUACUGUACUCUACUAUGCGGGAGGAGUAUGCUAGAUUUAGAUUAUCCAUUUGGACUUUACGCGAAAUUCGGGGAGAAGCUGCGCAUGAAUUUUACGUAGAUCGGCUUUGCUUUUACGGCUUCGUAUUAAAUUUAAUCGCUCAUGCAGUGUGGAGUAGCGUUUUAUUCGCGCAGCUCUGUAUAUGAGGAAAGUACGUAUAAGCGGCUCGAGAUUUUCGCCGUCGUUGCACUGUCGCGGCUAUGUAAUACCUGAGAUCCGUUUCCUUGUGUCAUUAUAUAUAUAUAUAUAUACAAAGGAGGAUAAAUAGCAAGUAUGUUUAUUCAAUAAAAUUUUACACGUCACGUCUCGAGUUUUUCGAACCGCGUGCGUUGAUAAAUAAUUUUGACACGCACCGCCUGACUAAACGAGCCGAUCGGCGUGCAUAAAAGAAUACAAGGCUUUCAAGCAUACCGAUACGCUUAUCUCACUGCGCUGUAUACAAAGAAACAUAAAAACCAUUAUGCGCAAGAUAUCGCUAAUUAGCCGCAUCAACGUUCUCUUUCUCAUCGCCUCAAAGUUGUAGUGAAUGUCACUAUAUUGCGCAUUAAAAAUUAGCAGACAGGAAAGUAGAAGAAAAAAAAAAUGAGGCUCGACGCGCGUAGUAUAACACAGACGACAGCGAAAGAUCGACGAGUAGUAGCAACGGCAUCACGCACGUACGCGAGAGCACAUAUAACGCUUUGGAUUAUACGUAUAACAGCGUUUCCUGGAUUUCACUCGGCAGACGUCGACGUUUUCUUUUAUUACUCCUACCUGCAAUAAUGCGAUGUAUAGGUAAUGAAAAAUUGUUAUAUUCUUAAAGGAGCAAUUCCAAGGGGGUAAAUGAGAGGAGAAGAGUGUGUGGCUAUUCUAAAAAUAAAUACAUCAGAAAAUCGAAUAGAACAGAGCGUCGAUCGAUGUUCGUAGCGCGAGGAGGGGGAGUAGGGCAGAACAAGGGCGAUCUAUCGCGCUAAUCAACGAUCUCCGCCUCGCUCGACCAGCAUUAUUACGCGCUCAAUUAGCUGUAUGUGCGUUCACACACUUUCUUCGUACCUAUUAAUGUGACCUACGACACACACACACACACACAUAAAGCGUCGGUCGUUAUUCCGGAGGAUUAAUUUUUCAGGCUAACGCGAUACAUCUAUAAUAUACACUGUACAGCGGAAUAAGCGAAUUCAGAGAUAACGGAGCUGCGGCUGCGUCGUGUGCCGAUAUCUAGUGCAUUCUAUAUAACCUAUAGCUGCGAUGCGUCACGAGCUGAAAACGUGAGGCACGUUUUAUACUGCGAAUUCUGACUUGUAUAUGCAGCGAAUAAUCGUAAAAAUAUGUGGGAGAGGAUAUAAUCCAGAGACGAGCUUAUUUGCGUCUUUUUCGUGCAGAUGCGCUGAGACCGGAAAUGCGAGACUGCAGUAUAUAUAUAUAUAUAUAGAGAGAGAGAGAGCAGAGGAUACGAGGCACUGGAAGGAACAGUCGUAAAAAGGAGCUGCGCUUUCUUACGAAAGCGAUCAUUUUCCAUCUCGCGGCUGAUUUAUAUAUUAUCAAGUGUUUAUAUGGAGGAACGGAAAUCGUUUUCAUAUCGCUUGCGCGAGGUCACAAAAAAAAAAAAAAACAUUUCCUCCAUAUACAUUAACCGAGCGUGACAGCCUUGAUAAAUACCGUUGGCUACAUGGGAGGAUUUGAAAAAAUUUCUAGUACAUCGUCUAAGGUUAAAAAUCACACUACUCAUCGGUAUGCGAAUUUUCGAAUAGGAAGCAGUAUCCGAAAGCAAACGACAACACAAUCGUUGUACACUAUACAGCCUUUCGAGAGAUGUAUUUUUAGGCCGUAGAUAAGUACCGAUCAAUACGAGGAUUUCCGCUGUAUCCUCGCACAUCAACGAGUCGCGCCGCCAAAGGGGAAUUACGCCCGUGUAACUAUGUAGUUGGAUCCAUCUGACGUCAGGCCAGUGGCGGUAGGCAAGUGUGCCGCCGGUUUCUUUUCUGUAUUUUUUUUUUUUUUUUUUUCGAGGACUCGAUUUAGAUUCUUGUCGGGGGAACUUUGGCCCUUCGUCGAGUCGUGCGUAUAUAGCUGCGUGUAAGAUUGACGUCGAAGGCGCGGAAUUCGUUAUUUUAUUGCGGGGGUGUAUAAUGAUAGCCUGUAAUUACAUUACAGGCUAUACACGCGCACUACACGAGAAAUUGUUUCAGAACUCUGCGUUUCAGGCGAGUUAUCGCGCAUAAAUCGUCGGUUUUUCUUCUUGAAUUCUGAGGUAAAUUAGAGCACGUACGGUUUUUUCAAAAGUAUAUAACGGUUUCGUGACGCAAUUUUCGCAAAAACUCGCGCUCCUUAUAUUAUUGUGUCACGUAGCUUGUUUCAAAGCUGAACGUUAUGCAGAUACAAAAAAAGCGCUUAAUCCACGACUAGCGUGCUCUUUUAUUGUUACUAAUCGCAGCGAAUAAUAACCUUUCGAGAUAAGCGAGUGUUAUCCGCUCGAGCCAUCGAUCGAUUACAAGACACAUUUUCAAUCAAAUUAUCAUCGCAGAAAAAAAGUAGGUGUAUUCGCAGCGACAACAUCAAAUAAAAAUACCGCCGCGAUGUAGUCCGCAACAACAACACACACACACGCACACACACACACACACACAGCUGUGGUAUCUCGCACGCGAAAUCCCCCUCUCUGGUGUAUAACAAGCGCAAGUCGCUGCAGAGUAUAAAAAAGUAUGAGCGAAGGCGAUAUCGCGUUACAAAGAUACAGAAAAUUUGCAGCGCGAGAGUAAAUAGAAUAUGGUGUUUUGCAAUAACAGGACUAUUUUCGGGCGUCGGAGUAUAUACGCAUGUUUAUCUCCCGCGGAGGCGAUGAGUCACGGGCGUAAAUGGGAAAUGUUUUUUUGUGACUCAUGCAGUAGUGCACUUACAAUAGCAUGAAGUACCUACGGGCGAUAAUUGAAAGGACAAAGUACAGAGAUUGAGAUGAUUCAGUAAAACUUCUGUGUCUGAGGAUCGUCACGUUUUGCGUUGGUGUUGUUUGUUAUGAAUUUUCACGAUCACCGAGCUUUGCUACUAUCGAAUUAACAGCUGAUGCGCGUUUUCCCCUUGUUUACCUGAUGUUCGCGCGAUAGAAGUAAUUUUCCUAUUCAAAACACGUUGUUUGUUUAGCCUUCGCGCGUAAUAGAACAUAAUAUGAAUUAGCUAGCAAAUUUUAGAAAAUUGAUAUAAAAGAAUUAUUAGAUUAUGAUCCUACGCAUCCUUCCAACAAUAGCUCACCCGUGAAAAAACUGGAGAAAAAGAGAGUACUCAGGAGUCGAGGAGCAAUUUCAGGGACAAAAAACCCACACGACCUCUCCCUGCUCCCUGCUCCCUCUCACUCGUGUGCGCAAGCGCCCUGACGAAAAACAACAAAGGUGUUCCCCCGCAGCUUCCGCCAUGUACGUACCUAUAUAGGUACUUACUUACAGAGAGAGAGAGAGAGAGAGAGAGAGGUUGGCGGUAUUCGUGCAACAGACCAACAGUUCAGAAACCCCGUACAAACUCUCCAGCAGCCUCCGGUCGAUAAAACAGCUGUUUCGCGCUGUGCACGCAAUUCAGCUCGCGCCUGAUUCGCCGUCAUCGCGCAUGUGACGUUCGUUGCGAGUAAGAGCGAGAAAGAGAGAAAGAGACAGAAAAAAAUCCGCGAGCGCGUGAUGUCUGUCCCGAGGAGAAUGGAGGACCAUAGAGAGGCUCGUCCUAACCUACGCGCUCGCCCGAUCGUGUCGCGAUAAAGCUGCGAUUUUCGCCUCGUUUGCAUCGGAGUUCGUUGAAUCUGGCGGUAAAUGUGGCACGAGAAACUCGCGAUUAAUCCUGCGGCUACGAGCGACUCGACUGACACCUGCUGCGAACGGCGUUUGUCGCAUCGAGAACUGCAGUGAAAAUAUAUCUUACACUCCGCUUUUCGUGCGCUAAUACGUUCUCUUCUUUGCAAUUAAAUCGCGACCGACGUGAGAUGAACGAGAGUAGUGUUGAUCAAACAAUUACAACUUUCCUCGUCACGUGACUUUGUGCAAGCAUUCCUUCGCGCACUCGUUGCGAAUGGUGUUUCGCGCCGCGACUAAUAGCGGAAAAGCCCACCAGCUGCAGCUAUUUCAAUCGUCAGAGAUUGAAAAUUAAAAAUGGAUCUUGCGGAUAACAAGGAAGCUACCCCCACGGAUAGCUUGUAUCUUGCUCUGGUGCAAUGUUUUGGAAUAAUCAUAUGCGGCUACAUCGCCGGAAGACUGGAAGUUAUCACAAGGUCAGAAGCAAAUGGGUUGAAUACCUUCGUCGGGACCUUUUCCUUGCCAGCCCUGAUUUUCCUGUCCAUGGCCAAGCUGGACUUUUCUACCGUUAAUUGGAAAUUUUUACUGGCUGUCUUUAUAGCCAAAAGUGUGGUCUUUUUUGUUGUGCUGAUCAGUUGCGUGCUAAGUACAAAACCUUCCAAUCUUGGACGAUCAGCCCUUUUUGCUAUAUUUACCACGCAGAGCAAUGAUUUUGCUAUUGGGUAUCCAAUGAUCAAUGCGCUAUACGGCUCAACUCAUCCAGAAUAUUCUGCUUACUUGUAUCUCAUGGCACCAAUAUCUCUGGUUGCUCUUAAUCCAAUUGGCUUUGUCUUUUUGGAAAUCAACAAAAGGCAUCAAAGUGAAGAAAAUCGAUUGAACGGCACUAAUUUAGAUAUGUUCAAAGCUAUUGCCAAAGGGGUAGCCCUAAACCCUGUGCUUCUUAUGACUGUCCUUGGAAUCAUAGGAAACCUCAUCUUCAGUCAUAAUCUUCCAGCUAUAAUUCUAGUGGUUUUAGAAGUGCUUGGAAAUGCAUUUUCAGCCACUGCUCUGUUCUUGCUUGGCCUAAUGAUGGUUGGAAAAAUUCACAAACUCAAAGGUGCUGCAUUGGUCAUCCCUGGCAUCCUUAUAUCUAUAAAACUUCUAGUCCUUCCACUCAUAAUAAGGGAAUCUGUAGUUUUUCUGAGCGCUGGAGAAAAUUCUACGGAUACAUCAGAUCUGAGUACAUUUGGUUUCCUAUAUGGAACAAUACCAACUGCUCCUGCUCUCUUUAUUUUUACACUUCGUUAUAAUAUUGACAUAGACUUGGUUGCCUCGGCAAUGGUAGUCUGCACAUUUUUAUCUGCACCUCUCAUGUUUAUAUCAGCAAAAUUGAUUGAUGCCAUGGGAAGCGGAAUGUCUCCUACAGACUAUGCGAAAGAGUUAAAAGCUUUCUCUCUUGAUACGAGCGCGGCAUCGGUGGCUGCUUGUAUUUGGUUACUCAUCUGUUUCCUAGCUAUCAAAAGAAAAAGCCUUAAAAGUGCAACUCACAGAUGUACUUUGUGCCUGAUUUUUGCACAGCUUGUGACAGCAGUGGGUGUCAUUAUUUGGACAAAGCUAGAUGCUAGCAGUGUUGGAACUUUUGUUUGGUACACUCAAUUUCUUUUUAUAACCCUUGGAAUUUAUGCUAGUCGUUUUUGGACAACUGCUAUUGCUCUAACUCUUUUAUUCUUGAGUUCACAAACUCUCGCUUUUGUUGUGAAUUUACAAAAAUGGCUUUUUAUUCUAUGCUGGGGGAUACCGUGUAUAAUCAUAACUAUAAUGUGUUUAGCAGUAACUCCAACUAUUCCUAGUGAUACUGAACUCAAGAAUCCAAAUUUUCAGUUUGGUAGAAUUCAUGUAGCUGUCACUAUACUAGUUUUAAUUUUUUGCUUUGUUGUUACUGUGGGAUGUUUGAUUUUACGUCAAAGAUAUCAGAGACGAAACGAUACGAUAUCAUCUUACAGUAGUUUAAUUCCAACAGCAGCAGAAUCUUCGAGUAGAUUAACGACGGGAAGAAAUGUUGUUGAUGUGGAAGAUCUUGUAUCUCCCACUAGAAUAUCAAGCUUAAACGCUGCGCCCUUUGCCAACGACUGUUCUAAUGGAUUAUGUGGUACAGGAGAGGAUCACGACUGCAGCAGAGAAUGCGAAUCGGAAAAUGAAGCUGAAGCAGACACCAUGGAAGAUCCGCAAAUACUCCGGCAUCUUAUUCUUUUGAUUUUACUGCUAUGCUCCAUGUUCAUAGGCCUCGCAAUGUCGGUAGCAACGCUGAUUAUGGAACAAAUGACUGGAAUCUAUACUGAGCUUGCAUUUCUGGAUGUCGCUUUGGGUUUUGGCCAAUCCCUGGUAGCAUUUGCUAUCUUUGGUCUUGACCCUGGUCUAGGCAGACUGGGCUGCUGGCUAAGGAAUAUAUUCAGAAAAUGGAGGCUGGAAAAAGAGUUACAACUUCCAGACGAGGAAUCGCUGAGUCCAGAAGCAAAGGCCUUCCGCGAGCAGUUUCGUCGUUGUUACCUGGCCAAGUGCCAGGCCCGCAUCGCUGCCUGUCGAAGGCAUCUCUUGCGUACCUACACGGGUGUAUUUACCGGCAGUGACCUUGUCAACUGGCUCCUGGAGGCCGGCGUUGCCAAAGAUCGCGAAGAGGCCAUUUACUAUGGUCGAUGUCUCCUUGACAGCAGAGUGUUGAACCACAUUGACGGCACGCAACACUUUCAAGACCGAAAUCUCCUCUACACCUUCCGUGCAUGAUGAGGUUCUAUAAGCGCACUUGCAGCUCUGGUACAUGAGCGCGCUUGCAUGUACAUCUAUUUUGAGGGACUGACUAGGAGAUUUUGAAUUUGAGGCUGACGUAAUAAUUUUUGAAUAUCAUUUAGUUUAGGGCUACUAGUAAGGAUAAUUGCAAUUGAUGUAAGGCAAAAUGUGUCACUUUUAUUUCUUAAUUUUGUGGGAGAUAUAGAGGCAAUUUUUUCGAAACAGCCAUUUCGAUCAAUGAUCUCGAGCUAAAAGGUUGAAAAAUUAUCGUAAAAGAUAAGGAUUUUUUUUUAAUAUUGACCAAGGAAAGUAGGUAAAUGCCUUGUUAGAUGCAAGCUUUAGUUCCUAUUAUUUAUACAAUGACAAAAAUCGUAUUUUUGUUUAGAAAUAUAAAGAGUAUUUAAUGUUUUUAUAUAGCGACCUGCAAGUAUAUAAAAACUAGUUGGAUUGCUUAUAAAACUGUUUUUUCAUAUUGUAACAUUUACGUUAUAUUUACAACAAUUAUUCUUUGACAUAAUAUACAAUGAUGAAUGAAGUGCUGGCACUUAUUAAUCUUUCUGAAGAUUGAAAAUGUAAAUAAGUCGAGAUACUUUUCUACGAGAUAUAAUUUAUUUGAACAAGUGGAAAGUAACGAAAGUCUUAGAAAAGUUCAAUAUAUUUUGAAAUGUUGAAUCAUGUGAAUUUCAAAGUUUGUACAUAUGAAGAUAUAAUUUAUUACUCAUUGUCCAAUCUAAGAAGAAGCUGCCUUUACUGGGCUAGUCCCUGAUUUGUAAAGCUCGAGCACUUUUUGUUUUGAAAGAACAAAGUAUUUUAUUAAGAAGACAAUAAGAGGAAGUCAUUGUGAUGUAUGUAUAUUUAUGGAAAGUAAUAAAUACACGACAGAAUAUAAA